This is a messenger RNA of Salmo salar (Atlantic salmon), 8037 nucleotides long. It is a transcript of the gene map3k21, whose product is annotated as mitogen-activated protein kinase kinase kinase 21. Gene Ontology annotation, molecular function: ATP binding; protein binding; JUN kinase kinase kinase activity. NCBI's taxonomy places the organism in Eukaryota, Metazoa, Chordata, Actinopteri, Salmoniformes, Salmonidae. The record is from RefSeq and is a predicted model, not a curated record. Gene Ontology annotation, biological process: protein phosphorylation.
UUCCCAACAGGACCAGCCCGCUGCUCAGGCAGCGCAGUGUGUAGUAGGAGCGAUAUCGGGGCCGUACAAAUUGUUCUGAGGAAAGUUGAUGGAACGUUUGGUUAUCUUUCGGAUCCUAGCGAAUCAUUAAAACUCAACAAAACUUCAUAUUGUUGGCUACACGAGGAUUCAUACUGACAAGACAUUAACUGUAUUUAUAUUCAAACUUUUUAAAGUGUCAGUGCAGUCAGUGGGCUGACGACCUAAGCUAGCUAGCGUAACGAAUGGGCUAGCUAACUAAAGGUUUGGAGAGCGAUUAAACUAACGUUAGCUAAACUUGCCAGCUAAAAGUUAGAUGAAAACGUAGCUCGGCUACCAACAAUGAUAUAGCUACUACUGUUGACGUAUGUUUCUGGUGUUAAACCCAAGUUUAUUUCGACCGAAUGUGCAGGUAACGUUACUAUUUUGGCACUUAAACUUCAUAGCCCGAUAGAUAAUUCAGGAGCUAACGUUAGCACAGCUACUGUAGGUAUGGUUUUUUUCUAGCUACUAAGCUAGCUAGCAGUAAUUGGGGCUUAUUUUUCACUGUCCGUAGUGAGACUGGGUCAACCUCCACGUACACCCCGAUAAGUAACUAGCUACAUAAAUGUGCUUUGUUCCUUCAAACAAGCGUAACUUUAUAGGUGGUUAGCUAGCUAGUCUUAGCACUCUAACUAGGUAACGUUACUAGCUAACUUAUUGAAUAGUUACGUUUCAGAAGUUGAUCCACAAAUAAACUUGACCAGAGUGGCGACGUGGAAAGUAGCAAACGUGUCUUACCAGGACAUUGGAAUACCAUGUUUUGCCCAUUUGGGAAGUCGUUCUGAACGAUUCACGAACAUUCCAAUGAGUGUAGAGGUCGUUUGAUUUUGCAGCAGCUUUGCACCCUAUGGUUCUGCUACAGACACCGAGAAAUGGAUGUUUCCAAGGCUGGUUUCCCAAACGGUGAGGGGCGACCAAAAGACACUGGAGAGCAUGACUGGACAGAUUCACCCACCGCAAGAGCUUGGGCUCAUUCUGCUCCCCUUUCCCGAUCGCUGUGGACGGCUGUGUUUGACUAUGGAAGUACUGGAGAAGACGAACUUAGUCUGCGGCGGGGGGACGUGGUUGAGGUCCUCUCGAAGGAUGCUGCGAUCUCGGGAGAUGAAGGAUGGUGGACGGGUAAAAUUAACCACCGAGUUGGGAUUUUCCCAGCAAAUUAUGUUACGUAUCAACCAGCAAUUUACAGACUUCCCGACGGUAGCACGGUAGGGGUGCGGGAGCGUCCGAGUACUCCCGUACAAAUAGAUUUUAGUGAACUCGUUUUAGAGGAAAUAAUCGGUGUCGGGGGAUUCGGUAAAGUUUACCGAGGGGCAUGGAAGGACCAAGAGGUCGCUGUAAAGGCAGCCCGACAGGAUCCUGACGAAGACAUUACUGCAACUUCGGACGGUGUUAAACAAGAGGCCAAGCUCUUCUCUAUGCUACAACAUCCCAAUAUAAUAAAACUUGAAGGUGUCUGCCUUGAGGAGCCGAACCUGUGCUUGGUGAUGGAAUAUGCUCGCGGAGGGACUCUUAACCGGGCUUUGACAGGUCGGAGGAUACCCCCACACAUUCUUGUCAACUGGGCUGUUCAAAUCGCCAGAGGCAUGCACUACUUACACGAGGAGGCUGUUGUGCCCAUUAUUCACCGUGACCUGAAAUCCUGCAACAUUUUGUUGCUUGAAAAAAUAGAGAACGAUGACAUUGGAAGGAAGACUUUGAAGAUCACAGACUUUGGCCUAGCCAGAGAGUGGCACAACACCACCAAGAUGAGUGCUGCUGGCACAUACUCAUGGAUGGCCCCCGAAGUCAUCAAGUCCUCCCUCUUCUCCAAAGGCAGCGAUGUCUGGAGUUAUGGGGUCCUGUUAUGGGAGUUGCUGACAGGAGAGGUGCCUUACCGUGGGAUUGAUGGGCUGGCUGUGGCCUAUGGUGUGGCUGUCAACAAGUUAACCCUCCCUAUUCCAUCCACCUGCCCAGAACCCUUCGCCAAGCUCAUGGAAGAGUGCUGGGAACAGGACCCCCACAUCCGGCCGUCGUUUGCCUCCAUCCUGGAGCAGCUGACAGCCAUAGAGGAGGCGGUGAUGGCCACUAUGCCCCAAGACUCCUUCCACUCCAUGCAGGAGGACUGGAGGGUGGAGAUCCAGGAGAUGUUUGACGAGCUCAGGACAAAAGAGAAGGAGCUGCGUUCGCGUGAGGAGGAGCUGACACGUGCGGCGCUGCAGCAGAAGUCCCACGAGGAGCUGCUGAAGAGGAGGGAGCAGCAGCUGGCGGAGCGGGAGAUCAACGUGCUGGAGAGGGAACUCAACAUCCUCAUCUUCCAGCUCAACAAGGACAAGCCCAACGUCAAGAAGAGGAAGGGCAAGUUCAAACGUAGCCGCCUCAAACUCAAGGACGGCAACCGCAUCAGCCUGCCGUCAGAUUUCCAGCACAAGAUCACGGUGCAGGCGUCACCCUCCAUGGACAAGAGGAGGAGUCUGAACAGCUCCAGUCCCCCCAGCAGCCCCACACUCAUACCCCGCCUCCGGGCCAUCCAGUUGUGUGCCCGCAUUGACAGUAUCCGAAGGGCCAGUAUGUAUGUGUAUCACCAGGAUGUGGAUAUCACCAGCGAGUGCCAGCCCUCUACUGGGUUUAGGAAGAAAGUGACUCUGGACGAGAGCAACAGGACAUGGGGACGAAGCACCAUCUACAAGCCGGAGGAGUUUGAUGAUGUCAAGAAGGGGAUUAAGAAGAAGGGGCGAACGUGGGGACCGAGCUCCGUUCAGACCAAGGAGCGGGGAAACUGUGCUGAAAGAGUGAGGCCACUGUCUGAUGGUAACAACCCCUGGUCCACCAGUCUGGUGAAGUCCCAGAAGUCAGUUCCGUUGGCUGCAUUGUUUGCAGAGCAGCAAGGGACCAAUAAAGAUGAAAUAUGCUCACCAGAUAGCUCGGACAAUAGCAAACCAAAGCAACUGAAGUUCCCCAAUCAGGUGUACAUCGAUCUACCUCUGUGGAAGGAUGAGCAGCAGCAGGGGGGUGAGGGGACGGCAGGAGUCUGCCCUGGGGAAGGCCUGGAGGACCCCAGCACCACCUCAGCCAGCUCCACCAGCACCACCCCCCAGCACACCCCCACCAACAGUCUGAAGAGGGCCUCAGCUCGCCGCCGGACAGAUACCGUGCUCUACGUCUGUGCCUCGAUGCUGGCCUCGGUGGGGCUGGGCUUCGACCUGCGUGACACACUCAAGGCCCCACCGGGAGACGACCCUGAGCCCCAGCCCAGUGUAGAGAAGAAGAAGAAAGAGGGUCUGUUCCAGCGCGCCACACGCUUCCGCCGCAGCACCAGCCCUCCUGGUGGACGUUCCUCCCGCAAGGAGGAAGCAGCCUUAUCCUUGUCGGCGGGCUCCCAAGGCCCUGUCAACCUCAUUUCCAUGUCCUCCAUCUCAGAGUGCAACUCCACCAAGUGCCUCCUGCAGUCGGACGCGGAGGGGCCUGAGCCCAUCCCUGUGAAGGUGGUAGACCCCAGAGCACAGCCCAACAGCAGCUCCCAGCCACAGGGUCCACAGGGGCCGGGUAGCAGGACUCAAGCUGAGGUCAAGCCCCUCCCCCAGCCUGCAGCCCCAGAGCAGACUCCGCCUCAGAGCAUGGGCUCUAGCCUCCGAAGGAAGAACUCGUCCGUCGUUCAGGACACUAAUGGUACAUCUGGCUGUCACACGACCUCGUCGGGACAGUCUUCCACCACGACCUCGUCGGGACAGUCUUCCACCACGACCUCGUCGGGACAGUCUUCCACCACGACCUCGUCGGGACAGUCUUCCACCACGACCUCUCAGAAGAAGUCUGACAGGGAGGACACCCCUGAGAGAGCAGCCAGUGGGGAGACUGUUGCUUCCAGACCCCGGCCUUUGUCCCUCCGGGGCAAACCCCACUCCUGGGGUCUCUUGAGGGGCCAAAACAAGAGCUACUCCCUGGGCCACUACUCUGGCGAGAAGAGCGCCAGAAGCCUCAACAUCGUCCUCUCUUCCGCUGAGGUCAAGAUGGACUGCUCUCUGCUGGACAUGGACACGGAGGGGCAGAAACGUGACUGCACCGUGCCCCUCUGCCGAAUUCAGAGCAGCCCCAGUCGCCCCUCCGUCUUUGAACUAGAGAAAAAGUUCUUGUCAUAGCAGAAAUAAGCUGCCUUAUUACCAGGGUACCAGAGCACAAUCUUUAAUGUUUGAGUUGGAUCAACAACUCUUAUUUGACAUUCCAGGGCAUUCCACUGCCCUCAUGGUUUUUUUACCUGAAUGUGGGCCACUGCUGCUUGAUGAUACCUGUGCUUUUUUAUUUAUAUCUGUAAUAUUUUGAUAGGUAAUUUAAUAUUGGGGGAAAAACAUAUUACAAUAGCAUCAGGUUGAUUGAACAACGAAGGAACACAUUCCAUUGUUUGUUGUUGCAAAAAUGGUCGCCAUUUCUACACACACACUAGUUUGGAUCGUGGCAUCUCAAGUUAGAAAAUGAUGCGUACUUUAAAAUGUCAAACAAUGUUAAUUUGCUUUUAUCUAUAAAUAUAUUUUUCUCCAAUUUGAUUUAAUGCUGGUUAUUAUUUUGUUUUCUAUUGAUUUUGUUCAUCGUUUCUAUUUUAUAAAUACCACAGUGUUUAUUUUAGGACAAGUUCUGUCCAAUGUCAGAGGUAAUAUUGAAUGUCUUAGGCUUAUCUUUGACUUCUGUCUGGAAGUCAACAUGUGGCUCAACUGACAGAUGUAGAGUAACAGUGCAACCAACAACACUGGAGAUCCUAGUCUCAACACUGAAACACUAAGCAAGGCCUGGUCAGCCACUACCUUACCACUAUACGACUAGACAAGCGUUAAACAACUGAACCAGUACCACUACUGUACAGACUAUUCAGCAUUAUUCGCUGCUAUGUUUUUUGUGGAAUAUGACCAUUUGGCUCGAAACCAAUUCACAUUGGGGCUUAGUCUACCUAGCUUCCUGUGCAAACACUAUUUUGAAGAACAAAGAGAUGGUGAUUGGAUGGGGGGAAAGUAUGAAGGUGUUUUAUUUGGCUUAUCAUAAAUGUAUAUUUUGUAUGAAUGGUUAUCAUUACAGUAUUGAUUAUUUCACACCUUUGUUCAUAAAGAUAAUGCCUAAAGAUGGAAUGACAUUUUGAAAAAACAUAUUCCAAUACUUGUUUGAGUAACAGUUAGGUGCAGUAUUCCUUAGCUUUUUGUUAAUAUGAAAAUGAUUGCUGACAGGAACUGCCUUCUUUUUGAUGCACCUAGACUAUACAAGUUGUUAUCGUCUAAAUAUUCAGUCCCAUGCAAGUCAUCAGUACCGAGCAACAUGUAAAACUGUCCUGUAAAUAUCCAUUGUACAGUAUUUUUGUUCGUCCCGUUUAUACUGUUUUCACAGAAUACUGAAAGUUAAUCUCCUUUUGUAGUACUGUUUUAAAUCUUGAGUACUUCUCUUUAUUUAAAUCAAUAUUCCUAAUGGAACAUCCCAGUCAGCUGUUGAAGUCAGUACAACUGGAAGAAUACCUUAUUUAAAAAAAAAAAUGUAAACACUGCCUUUGAGAUCACAUUGUCAUAGCAAGAGCAUUUAUGGGGUCCUUGCUAUCCUGACAUGUUAUGCCUGCCAUUAAUACAACAACUUUGAUAAGGCUUUCUUUUUCAUACGUUUUCAUAGCAUUGUGUUUGCUGUGCUUGGGAGAAGAACAGUACAAGAGAUUGAGACGACAGACAUUUACAGAUCUUUAGUUAUUUAUUUAUUUUUAAACCUGUUUUAUCACAUUUUGUUCACACCACAGAAUCCCAGUGCUGUUUUAUCCCCAUGUUAACAAUCACAGGCUUUAAGUAAUACAUCAGUUGACCUCAACCUUCUUUUAUACUUGAACCACUUCAAGAAUGGCUGAUUAGCAUGAUAGGUCUUUCAACCAGCAUGAAUCCUCAGAAACCCCCCACGUUCUUUCUGGAAAUGUAAAUCAACUCAAAAUGACCAUACUAAACAAACCUGAAUGCAUACCUUCAGAAAGUAUUUACACCCCUUGACUUUUUCAAAAUGUUUAGUCAAUUUAAAAUGGGUUCAAUUGAGAUUGGGUCACUGGCCUAUACCCAAUACCAUGUUUUUUAGAAAUGUUUGCAAAUUAAUUAAAAAUGAAAAGCUGAAAUAUCUUGAUACAACAAGUAUUCAACCCCUUUUAUGGCAAGCCUAAAUAAGUUCAGGAGUAAGUUGCAUGUGUGCAAUAGUAUUUGAAUGACUACCUCAUCUCUGUACCCCACACAUACAGAUAAUUGUAAGGUCCCUCAGUUGAGCAGUGAAUUUCAAACACAGAUUCAACCACAAAGACCAGAGGUUUUCCAAUGCCUCGCAAAGAAGGGCACUUAUUGGUAGACGGGUUUAAAAAAAAAAAGAAGCAGACAUUGAAUAUCAGUUUGAGCAUGGUGAAGUUAUUAAUUACACUUUGGAUGGUGUAUCAAUACACACAAUCACUACAAAGAUACAGGUGUCCUUCCUAACUCAAGUUGCUGGUGAGGAAGGAAACCGCUCAGGGAUUUCACCAUGAUAGGAGAAAACUGAGGAUGGAUCAACAACAUUGCAGUUACGCCACAUUAGUAACCUAAAUUACAAAGUGAAAAGAAAGCCUGUACAGAAGAAAAAAAAUCAAAAACAUGCAUUCUGUUUGCAAUAAGGCAUUAAAGUAAUACUGCAAAAAAUGUGGCAAAGGAAUUCAACUUUGUCCAGAAUACAAAAGUGUUCUUUUUUGGGAAAAUCCAGCAUCGCUGAGUACCACUCUUCAUAUUUUCAAACGGUGGUGGCUGCAUCAUGUUAUGAGUAUGCUUGGCAAAACUUGAACAUGACUAUCAAGCAAUGAUCAACAAUCAACUUGACAAGAGCUUGAAGAAUUGUUUUAAUAAUAAUAAUGUGCAAAUAUUGUACAAUCAAGGUGUGAAAAGCGCUUAGAGACUUACCCAGAAAGACUCACAGCUGUAAUCUUUGCCAAAGGUGAUUCUAACAUGUAUUAAGUCAGGGGUGUGAAUACUUAUGUAAAUCAGAUAUUUCUGUAUAGGGUAAUGUGUGAUUGUCAUCAAAACGUCACGCCAGGGUAAGCCUACACAGCCCUUAUUUGAAGUGUUUUUAAAAACCCUGAGAUAGACGUGAAUGAGCUCUGCUGUUGAUCUGCAGACUCUCUGUGUUGACGAGGGAGAAAACAACCUGUCUCCUAUGUUCCCAACACUUUCACCAAAGCUCAAAGUCGCUCACAUUCCAUGAGACAGAUUUUUUAUACUGUAUUUUUAAUCAGCCGUUUGGUUUGUGAAAUUAUGUAAAAGUAAAAUUGACAAAUGUAUUUUAUUAAAAAAGAAAGUUGUUGAUUUGUUAUGUAGUAUCCAUGUACAUACUUUUAUUUGUGACCUAGUGUAUGUAUUCUAGUUAUUUCCUGAAUGAAUCAUUUGUAUUGUGUUUUAAGGAAGUUAAUCCCAAGAAAUGGAAUACAUUGUAACAGAUUAUUUUCCUUCAUAGAUGAGGUUAAAUCUGUAAAACAUGAAAAUGUAUGAUUUAUAAAAACAAAAAAUCCUAUUAUACAUGUAUUAUACACACAUUUGAUGGUUAUAUGGUUAUCAAAAACCUGAAAACAUAUUGACAUUCUGUUACAAUUCAAAACAAUUUAAGUCAGAGCAUAAUAGUGAGAGUAAUUUUAUUCAGGGUUAAAACUGUUGCUGCAUGCGUAAGACUGAAUAAUGAAAUGUGAAAUAUAUGAUUCUGUCCCAUGUCAUGCUCCAUACAGGUUGGUGGAAACAGAACAAAUUUAUAGUGAUAUGAUGUUAAAGAUACAGUAUGAAGUAGGAUGUAUUCAUAAAGCGCGAUCAAAUGGACUGUCGAUCUUACACAAAAGGAUGUUGUAAGAGCUGAAAUUGCAAUUUAUGAAUUGUAGAUUUGAAUUGUUGUCUGAGAUGACUGUAGUAUAAGAAACAAUUAUUGUUCAUAUUUGUUUUGAAUUAUUAGUGUCCCUUGUGUAAAUCAACCUCAAUAAAGAUAUCCUCAAGGAAA